Molecule: messenger RNA, 2098 nt
Organism: Argentina anserina (silverweed cinquefoil)
Lineage: Eukaryota; Viridiplantae; Streptophyta; Magnoliopsida; Rosales; Rosaceae
Product: ATP-citrate synthase beta chain protein 2
Exons: 17
Coding region: 54-1880 (608 amino acids)
Biological process (GO): tricarboxylic acid cycle; acetyl-CoA biosynthetic process; fatty acid biosynthetic process
Cellular component (GO): cytosol
Molecular function (GO): ATP citrate synthase activity
Source: RefSeq, a predicted model, not a curated record
CAUCGCCGGCUUCUCUCUCUCAGAUAUCGGAGGUUUAAGUUGAGUCGGAGACCAUGGCCACCGGUCAACUGUUUUCCCGGACCACUCAAGCCUUGUUCUACAACUACAAGCAGCUCCCUAUCCAGCGCAUGCUUGAUUUUGACUUCCUCUGCGGGAGGGAAACACCCUCGGUUGCCGGAAUCAUUAACCCCGGUGCUGAGGGAUUCCAGAAGCUCUUUUUCGGUCAGGAGGAAAUCGCCAUCCCAGUGCACUCGAGCAUUGAGGCAUCAUGCGCUGCACAUCCCACUGCCGAUGUGUUUAUCAACUUUGCUUCCUACAGAAGUGCUGCUGCAUCUUCGUUGACUGCUCUCAAGCAGCCAACCAUCAGAGUUGUGGCUAUUAUUGCUGAGGGUGUGCCUGAGUCAGACGCCAAGCAAUUGAUCGCAUAUGCACGGGCAAACAACAAGGUUGUCAUUGGCCCAGCUACCGUUGGAGGAAUUCAAGCUGGAGCUUUUAAGAUUGGUGACACUGCCGGAACUAUUGAUAACAUUAUUCAUUGCAAGCUAUACAGGCCUGGAUCUGUUGGUUUUGUCUCCAAAUCCGGUGGGAUGUCCAAUGAAAUGUACAAUACUGUAGCUCGUGUUACAGAUGGACUUUAUGAAGGUAUUGCUAUUGGAGGUGAUGUGUUCCCAGGUUCUACUCUCUCAGACCAUGUUCUGCGAUUUAACAAUAUCCCUCAGGUUAAAAUUAUUGUUGUACUUGGAGAACUUGGUGGGAGGGAUGAGUAUUCUCUUGUCGAGGCUUUGAAGCAGGGAAAAGUUAACAAACCAGUGGUUGCUUGGGUUAGUGGAACUUGUGCAACACUUUUUAAAUCCGAAGUACAAUUUGGACAUGCUGGCGCCAAAAGUGGUGGUGAGAUGGAGUCUGCACAAGCAAAGAACCAAGCCCUGAGGGAUGCUGGAGCUGUUGUUCCCACUUCGUAUGAAGCUUUAGAGAUUGCCAUCAAGGAGACCUUUGAGAAACUGGUUGAAGAGGGGAAAAUUGCACCAGUGAAGGAGUUUAAGCCUCCACAGAUACCCGAAGAUCUUAACAUCGCAAUUAAGAGUGGAAAAGUUAGGGCUCCAACUCAUAUUAUAUCCACAAUCUCUGAUGAUAGAGGUGAGGAACCAUGCUAUGCUGGUGUGCCUAUGUCUUCCAUUGUUGAGCAGGGUUAUGGUGUGGGUGAUGUUAUCUCUCUAUUGUGGUUCAAGCGCAGCCUUCCCAGUUACUGUACCAAAUUUAUUGAGAUAUGCGUCAUGUUGUGUGCUGACCAUGGUCCUUGCGUUUCUGGUGCUCACAACACAAUAGUAACUGCAAGGGCUGGCAAGGAUCUUGUUUCCAGUCUUGUCUCAGGUUUGCUCACAAUUGGUCCACGAUUUGGUGGUGCCGUUGAUGAUGCUGCUCGAUACUUCAAGGAUGCAUAUGACAAGAAUCUUACACCAUAUGAGUUUGUCGAAAGCAUGAAAAAGAGAGGCAUCCGUGUGCCAGGGAUUGGUCACAGGAUCAAGAGAGGGGACAACAGAGAUAAGAGGGUAGAGCUCCUACAACUUUUUGCACGCACACAUUUCCCUUCUGUCAAGUACAUGGAAUACGCCGUUGAAGUUGAGACUUACACACUCUCAAAGGCAAACAACCUGGUCCUGAAUGUUGAUGGUGCUAUUGGAACCUUGUUCUUGGAUCUCCUUGCUGGCAGUGGAAUGUUCAACAAGCAAGAGAUUGAUGAGAUUGUUGAGAUUGGCUAUCUGAAUGGGCUAUUUGUGUUGGCACGUUCCAUCGGUUUGAUUGGGCACACAUUUGACCAGAAGAGGUUGAAGCAGCCCCUAUACCGCCACCCAUGGGAGGAUGUUCUUUACACCAAGUGAAAAGACGUCUAAUAUAGCUUGUGCAAAGCUGUCCUUGCUCUCUAUGAGCAUAGGUGCCUUCUUCGAGUUUCUUGAGUCUGCAAUUUGCUGGAAUAUGAUUGUUCUUUACUUUAGAAUAGUGUUUGUACUGCUAAUGCACGAGUAUGUUCAUUUGUAAGCUGUGUAUCGAAAAGUUCAUAAAAAGAAACCCAUGAUCUCUGUCAAUUUCUUUGGUUCCA